AUGGCUAUCACCUUCGAAAGCAUAAUUGAAUUUGCUUUCAUCCUCGCCGUGCUCUCUGCUUGUGCCGUAUUAUUUCGGCGUCUAGGGGAACGCGCCGCCAUCAACAAGCCUCCACCGCCACCGAACCGCCGUCACCGUCACCAGAAAGAUUCCCGGGAGGACGACGAAAGCGAACCCGCGUCGAGGACGAAAUCAGAGACAGAACAUUCCACCGCAUCGUCGUCAUGCCCGUUAGCUUCAUACGCCUGUUGGAGUUGA
Molecule: messenger RNA, 258 nt
Organism: Caenorhabditis remanei
Lineage: Eukaryota; Metazoa; Nematoda; Chromadorea; Rhabditida; Rhabditidae
Exons: 2
Coding region: 1-258 (85 amino acids)
Source: RefSeq, a predicted model, not a curated record